AUGCCCGCCUCACAAGACGUCAUGGACGCCGUCGAGCGCCAUAAAGCUACAGCCCUUCGACCUGUGACUAGACAUAUCACCGGCCACAAUGCAGAGGGAAAGGCUAUCCUCCACUCUUCGACCGAAGUGCCCCUCUCUUUCCACAACCAUGUCACUGCAGGCCAGUCGCACCCAAUGUCCUUUAGUGUUGCCUACACCACCUCGCAAUUCCCGCCGGAUCUGAACAACGACGCCGACCUGGAAGCCCAUAAUAAGCUGAUCGAGUCUGGAAAUCUGGGCUUGGUCAACCCCGGCGGCUCGGUGUUCCGCAUUGUGGACUUUGCGCCUAACAGCCCGGGCGCCGUUCAUCGGACACAAAGUCUUGAUUAUGGCAUUGUGUUGGAAGGUCAGAUUGAGAUGAUUUUGGAGGAAGGGGAGCCCGUUCUGUUGCAGCGGGGUGACCACGCUAUUCAACGUGCUACUAUGCAUGGUUGGCGAAACCCGAGUACGACCGAAUGGACGCGCAUGGCGUUUGUGCUGCAGGACUGUAAGCCAUUGACGGUCGGUGGGGCUCGUCUUAAGGAAGAUUUGGGUCCGAUGAAGGGAGCUAUCAACACGAGUGGGAAUGACCAGUAA
Messenger RNA from Penicillium longicatenatum, 615 nucleotides. RefSeq names its product cupin domain-containing protein. The transcript has a single exon. Bases 1 to 615 code for a protein of 204 amino acids. The record is from RefSeq and is a predicted model, not a curated record. NCBI's taxonomy places the organism in Eukaryota, Fungi, Ascomycota, Eurotiomycetes, Eurotiales, Aspergillaceae.